Molecule: messenger RNA, 1090 nt
Organism: Cephus cinctus (wheat stem sawfly)
Lineage: Eukaryota; Metazoa; Arthropoda; Insecta; Hymenoptera; Cephidae
Exons: 3
Coding region: 338-727 (129 amino acids)
Source: RefSeq, a predicted model, not a curated record
UAAUUAAAUUAUAUAUCAUUUUCAAAGGGUCGCUGUAAUAAUAGUAUUGUGUUAUAGUUAUUAAAUUCAAUUUAAAAAAAACGGCUAGAAUGCGUAAUAUAAGAUCCAUUAAAUCAGUAUUACCAAUACCUGGAAAAUAUAUUACUGUGGCAUUCUUAUUGACAAUAGGAAAGCAUUAAUAGGCCCCUUGGUCACGUGGUAUAGUCUGUAUAAAAAUUCCGAUAAUUCUUUAUCCAUUUCAAAUCCUAUAAGUACUCCCGUCUAAAGCAAAGACACCCCCAUAACAAAACAGACCACAGUCCAGUUGCAUUGGGACUUUCGGAAAAUUCACUUGAGAAUGAAGUGCAUAGUGAUCAUGGCUGUAUUAGUCAUGGGGGCCAUGGCAUUACCGCCUUUGCCACACAGUGCGAACAAGUUAAGAGAAGGAUACAGAUCCGAAGCCUUUGUGAAUUUUGUCAAAAAGUUGGAUAGAAGCAAACGACAAAUUUUUGGUUUUAAUAACGGUCCAGAAUAUGACGACUAUCCGUCUUUCGGCAGGCCCUUUGGUCAUCGUCAAUUUGGAUUAGGUAAUCCAUAUCAAGGUGGUCUCGGAUUUGACAGGGAUGAAUCCUAUUCCGAUGCACACAGCUACAAUAUUGGAGUGAAUUUGCCUUUUGGUAGUAUUGGUCUUUCAGCAAGCGACGCGCAUGCUCACAGUGAUCAUUUUGGAUUACAUGGUAAAAAAUAAUUGGAAAAAGUCAAACUGAAAUAUAAUUAUUUCAAUAAUUAAUUAAAGUCUGUAUAACUGAUAGAUUAUAAGAUAGUUCAUACAGAUUCACUUUGGAGAGACAAUAGACUGAAUAAUUACUAAAAUUUUUAUUAUGUUUGGUCUUUAUCAUUAAGUCUAGAUCAAAAUAAUUUGUACAACAAUAUAGUAAAGAAUAUAUAUAUAUAUGAAUUGUCAUACAAAAUUUUUGCAUGAAUCUGUAAAAUAUCCAUUAUUUACUUAAUAACCCAUAAUUUAAUGGAAAUUAAUAUUUCCAAUAUUUUUAUAUACUCGUUUACCUAUAAUUUGUAAAAAAUGUGAUUGAGCAGUUAUAAUAACGCAGUG